UGUCGUGAACAUCUAACAGAAGUUGAGAGAUUUAAACGACAAGUAAGAUCCGCUGCCUGUCUAUAUUCUGCGGUCAACGCGUGCAGUAGUAAAAUGGCUGCCGAGAAACGUCAAUACAUUUUAUAUCAAUAACAGCCUAUAUACUUUUGUAAAUAAUCGUGGUAAGGAGGGUCGCAAUAAAACGGAUGCCGUUCAAUUGAUAUUUUUAGUUUUUUUUUUUCAUAAUCGUGUGUAUGAAGGAGUGCGUGUGAAUCGAAAAUGGCAGAAUUUGUGCGCGGAGGCCCGAGCGUGUCGAACAGUGCUAAGAUGGAUCAUAAUAGCAAAGGAGGGUCCCCCAGCACUGGUAGUGAAGAUGGUGGACAGAAUGAAUCUAUGAAUGCAGAAAAUGAGUUUGAUCCUUUUCUUGAGAAUAUACCAGAUGAUAUUCAAGAUACUGAAGAACCUGAUAGCACCAAUGCAACAUUGUUAACUGCCCCUCCUGAAAAUCAGUGGUAUCAUGGUAGAUUAGAUAGAUUUACUGCAGAAGAAAGACUGUGGGAUGCAAGUAAAAUGGGUAGUUAUCUAGUGCGUGAAAGUGAUAGGAAGCCCGGAAGUUACGUAUUGUCCUAUUUGGGCAGAACUGGCAUUAAUCAUUUUAGAAUUACAGCUGUGUGUGGAGAUUAUUAUAUUGGAGGCAGACAGUUCAAUAGCUUGUCAGACCUUGUUGCAUAUUAUACUCAUUGCUCGGAUCUUUUAAAGAGAGAAAGACUUAUACACCCUACUCCACCCCCUGAACCAGUGAAUGAUAAGAAACGAAUAGUUGCAAUAUUACCAUAUACAAAAAUGCCCGACACAGAUGAGUUAAGCUUCCAAAAGGGUGACAUAUUUUUUGUGCACAAUGAUAUGGGAGAUGGUUGGCUAUGGGUUACUGCUCACAGAACGGGUGAACAGGGCUUAAUCUUCCGCGAAUUAGUGGAGGAUUUGGAUGAUUCCAUUGAUCCUAAUACUGUCUUCUCUUGGUUCCAUCCUAAUGUCACCAAAAGUGAAGCUGUUGAUAUGUUAGUGAAAGCAGGACCUGGUAGUUUCUUGGUCAGGCCUUCAGACAACAGUCCAGGAGAUUAUUCACUUUUCUUUCAUAUAAACAACCAAAUUCAGAGAUUUAGGAUCGAAAAAAAAGGAGUCCGCUAUUUAAUGGGUGGUAGAACAUUCGAAUGUCUCGAUGCUGUUAUAAAUAGAUAUCGGAAAGAGCAAAUAGUCGAAGGUCAUACUUUAGUUCAAGCAAUGGUGACUGAACCUGAUGGUAGUGUAAGGGUUAAUAGAGAGGUACAACAUGCGGAAAAGAUAUAUGCAACUCUUAGAGAGUGUCGUGAACAAUCUGGCGCAAAGAAAAAUAAAGGAAUUAAAAUGCAAGGAUAUUUAGAAAAGAAAUCAGAAAAAAAUAAAAAGUGGAAAGCGUUGUAUUUUGUACUUUUAGUAGAUGCUACUGAUACUCAUUUGUAUUUAUAUGACAAUCCAAAAAGGACCAAACCGAAAGGUCUUAUUGAUUUAAGCUGUGCUUAUUUAUACCAGGUUCAUGAAAGCGUGUUCGAUAGGCCUCAUUGCUUUCAAUUAGUUGAACGUGCUUUACCAUGUUUGGCCACGAUAACGUAUUUGGCUGCCCCAAAUUCAGAGAAUGCUUUAGACUGGAUUAAUGCCUUGAAACCAUUAUGUGUAUCACAACUUACCCGUGCUCCGAAGGUUGCUCGCCUUCGUGAAUUGCGUUCAUUACAUCUGCAUAUAUUAGACGCACAUAGACUUCCAUAUAAAUUAGUACCAAACCCAUUCAUCAUAGUGGCCCUAAACAAUGUAAAAGUUGCUCGCACAAAAGUUAAGACUGGAUUACAUCCAAUUUGGGAUGAAGAAUUCAUUUUAGAGGAUGUACCACCGGAUGUUAUGUCAUUUUCUUUAACAUUGUACAAUAAAGGGAAACGUAGUAAGGAUACAGAAGUGGCAGAAUUAACCGUCGAAUUAGCAAGUUUGACGAAUGGAGAAGAAAUGGAUGAAUGGUAUCCGUUGUCAGGACUUACUCCUAUAGGUGAAUGGGGUGUACUCCGUUUACGAAUAAGAUAUCGGCACGAUCUAGCGAUGCCACCGGAAGAAUAUAGUCCGCUACAACAGUUGCUAUUGGAUCCAGAACUGCAUGUUGUUAGGGCAUUAGCGGAUGUGUGCCACUUGGACAGAGUACCAUUGGCAAAUAGUUUACUUAGAAUAUUUAGGCACGAAAGAAAAGAAGCAGACCUCUUACGAUCGCUAAAUCAAGCAGAAGUGGAUAAGGAAGAUGAAACACCAACGCUGUUUAGAGCUGCCAGCCUUACGACUACUUUAAUGGAUUUAUAUAUGAAAUCAGUUUGUACCUCGUUUUUGAAAGCUGCGUUACGCGACACUAUAGUAAAAUUGAUUGAAAGUAAACAGAGCUGUGAAUUAAAUCCAACAAAAAUGGAUUCUCCAGAAGAUGCAUGCAGUAAUGCAGAGUUUUUACUGCAGGUUUUAGACGAAGUGACAUUGAGCAUUUUUACAAGUCCGGAUGCGUGUCCAAGGACUUUGAGAUAUAUUUGUGGAUGUCUGCAAAGAGCAGUUGUUGCCAAAUGGCCACACGAAAGACUAGUCAGAACGCGAGUAGUCAGUGGAUUUAUAUUUUUACGCCUGCUCUGCCCUGCCAUAUUGAAUCCUAGGUCAUUUAAUUUAAUAGCUGAACCACCACCUCCAGCAGCUGCAAGGUCGUUAGUAAUGGUUGCAAAAUGUUUACAAAAUUUGGCUAAUUUGGUAGAAUUUGGCGGUAAAGAACCGUAUAUGGAAGUAGUCAAUCCAUUUAUUCUUAAAAACAAAGAGAGAAUGGUUGUUUUUCUGGAUCAAUUAUCUAACGUAACCGAGAAACCAGAAUCCGAAGGUGCAGAUCCAAGGAACAGGAGUUGCGUUUCAGAUACAGCAAGGGAUUUGGCAACGCUACAUCACAUUUGCGUUUCUCAUUUGAAAGAACUUCAAGUUCUGUCGAAAACACAGCCGACGAUAAAGCAAUUAGUGACCGUGACUGAAAUGUUAAGCAAACAUAAACAAAAGUACAUGGAAAUGAUACGGUAGUGCUAAAGCCACACGCCAUGAACAAUGCCAAACGUAACAAAACAAUUCAUAAGAUUUGACGACAGAUACACGGUAGUAUUUAAUAAUUACUCUUAAGUGGUUUAAGUAAUUAAACGUACAGACUGACGUGCCAUAUAUAUAUACACACACACGCGCGCGCACACACACGUGCAUAUACACACUGUAUACACACAAGCCUACAUUUACCAUUUCGUAUGUAAUUAGAAGAUAGCUUAUACGUAUAGUAAACAGUACCA
Molecule: messenger RNA, 3353 nt
Organism: Habropoda laboriosa
Lineage: Eukaryota; Metazoa; Arthropoda; Insecta; Hymenoptera; Apidae
Gene: vap
Product: ras GTPase-activating protein 1
Exons: 15
Coding region: 259-3096 (945 amino acids)
Biological process (GO): regulation of GTPase activity
Molecular function (GO): protein binding
Source: RefSeq, a predicted model, not a curated record